AUGUCGGUCCGAUAUUUUACUGACCAAAGUAGUGGCAUGGUACUGCUAGCCGGGAAUUCUCAUAUGGAAUUAGCAAAACUAGUUUCAGAACGCCUGGGAAUUAAGCUUGGAGAGACGAUUGUUUACAAUAAAACAAAUCGUGAAACUUCAGUUGAAAUUAAGCAGAGCGUUCGCGGAAAACAUGUGUUCAUUCUUCAGUCCGGUUCAAAGGACGUAAAUAAUAACAUAAUGGAAUUGAUGAUAUUAAUAUAUGCAUGUAAAACUUCGAUGGCAAAAACGAUAACAGUCGUGAUGCCAUAUCUGCCUUAUAGCAAGCAGUGUCGAAUGUUACGCCGAUCAUCCAUACCAAUGAAACUUAUCGCUGAUAUGAUGUGCAAUUCCGGGGCGACACGAAUUGUUUCUCUCGAUUUGUACAGGAAGGAAAUCCAGGGGUUCUUCUCAGUACCUGUUGAUAACCUACGCGCUUCACCUUUUUUAUUACAGUACAUAAAAGAAAAUAUACCGGACUAUAAAAAUGCUGUGAUAGUCGCAAAGAAUCCUGGUGUUAUGAAUAAAGCAACAUCCUACGCGGAUCGUCUAAGGCUAGGUGUAGCAGUUAUACACGGUGAACAGAAAGUUGUUGAAGAAAGUGAUUUAGAGGAUGGUCGUCAAAGUCCUCCACUGGAUAAGUCUAACGAAAAUCUUACCACCUUUGAGCUGUUUCCUGCUCAAGUUGCGAAGGAAAAACCUCCGUUAACAGUUGUUGGUGAUGUAGGUGGACGGAUAGCGAUUAUGGUGGAUGAUAUAAUCGAUGAUGCACAAUCUUUCGUCGUUGUUGCUCAGGUGCUGAAAAAUCGUGGUGCCUAUAAAAUUUAUGUCAUAGCGACGCAUGGAUUAUUAUCAGCAGAUGCUCCUGAUCUUCUGGAAUCUUCACCCAUUACUGAGGUGAUUGUGACAAACACAGUACCCCAUGAAGUGCAGAAGCUGCGUUGUCAUAAAAUUAAAACAGUUGACAUAUCAUCGAUGUUAUGCGAAGCAGUCAGGCGAAUUUAUCACAACGAGUCGAUGGGGCAAAUGUUCCGAGGUGUAACAAUUGGUGAUUGA
Molecule: messenger RNA, 1083 nt
Organism: Cercopithifilaria johnstoni
Lineage: Eukaryota; Metazoa; Nematoda; Chromadorea; Rhabditida; Onchocercidae
Source: the annotation of a GenBank genome assembly